CAUUCAUUCAACUUUGUGCCGCGCAAGCGUGCGUAGUUCCUCAGUUCCUUCGCGUGUACCUACCCAAGCAAAAUAGAAAGAAGAAUAAAAAAAUAGAGUAUAAAAAUAAAAUAAUUAUCAUAAUAAUAAUUACGCUACACACAUACCAAGAUAUUGCGCUACGUGACUUUAAUUCAUUCGUCGCCAGUCGUUGUUGUCGUCGCGUUAAUUCCAGUGAUUAGCAACAGAAGCAACAGAAGCAGCAGCAGCAGCUACCAACAUUUUGUCGCACUUUUCCCAUUGGGUGUUUGCCUUAAAGUGCGCCAUAAACUAAAAGGCAGCGGCAGCAGCAGCAGCUGGAGAGACGGCCCACCCAAAACGCCUACAACAACAAUAACAACCAAAAAAAAAAAAAAAAAAUAAAAAUACUAGCAAACGGAGAAAUCACAACGCCAACAGCCAACAGCCAACGGGCAGCGAGCGUGUGACAGUUGACAAAAAAAUAAUAAUAAAAAGAGUAAAAAAAGAAAAGGCCCGCAACGUUGCCACAUUUCAGCAGCAGCAGCCAUAGAGAAAAAAGCGGCGUGUGUAUUUGUUAUCUGCCAGCCAGCAAUAGCAAUAGAGAUAGCGAUUACGCUUUGAGUACCGUUAACAACGUCAGGCAUUGCGCUCAUUGCACAGAGCAAAGCUCAACAACAGCAACCCCACUCGGCAACUGAGUGCAACAGAUCGAGCACACCACAUUGACAGCCACACACUGAGAGAGAGAGAGAGAGAGAGAGAGAGCGUGUGUGUGUCUGAGCGAAGAGAGUGUGUGUCGUCGGGAGCAGCAGCAGCAGCAGCGAAACCGACGCCAACUCAACGAAAAACUUCACCCACUGAUUGUGCGAGUACUGAGCGCGCGCGCGUCUGUCGCACGUAGGCAAAACAAAAAAAAAAAAAACAACAACAACAACAACAAAUAAAAGAAGUCAAGUAAAAAAAAAGAGGGAAAAUAUUAUCGUCUGUCAAAAUGUUUGCUGUAAUGCGAAUCGACAACGAUGACUGCCGGUCGGAUUUCCGUCGCAAGAUGCGUCCGAAGUGUGAGUUCAUUUGCAAGUAUUGCCAGCGGCGUUUCACCAAGCCAUACAAUCUGAUGAUACACGAGCGCACGCACAAAUCCCCAGAGAUAACAUAUUCCUGUGAGGUCUGCGGCAAAUAUUUCAAGCAACGUGAUAAUCUGCGUCAGCACAGAAAUUUACACAUGAACACCUGUGGGCGUGCCUACAACAAAUAAGCCAGCAACCAGCAGCAUGGCACAUGCAACAUGCAGCAUGCAACAUGCCACAUGCCUCAGCAACAUUGAAAAGUUAGCUUUGUUUAUGUAAAGCACAAUUAAGCUCAAGCUUCUUGUGCUUUCCUCGGCCAACAACAAAGCAACAACUUUUGCAACAUUACGAGCUUGGCAACACCAUUCAAUCAAUCAAUCAAUCAAUCAAUCAAUCAUCAAUCAAUCAAUAUUCAAUAGACAGCUGCAAUUCUCUUGCCUUAUAACUCGGAACUUGUGCGAUUCUCUCGCUAUCUUAUUAAUAAUACAAUUAAUUACAAUUUAAUAAUAAAACAAAAAUAAAUCUUAAGUAUUUUUAUAUUAAAAUCAC
Drosophila virilis is the source of this 1616-nucleotide messenger RNA. It is a transcript of the gene drm, whose product is annotated as odd-skipped family member drumstick. Gene Ontology annotation, cellular component: nucleus. Gene Ontology annotation, molecular function: DNA-binding transcription factor activity, RNA polymerase II-specific; RNA polymerase II transcription regulatory region sequence-specific DNA binding. Lineage: Eukaryota; Metazoa; Arthropoda; Insecta; Diptera; Drosophilidae. The record is from RefSeq and is a predicted model, not a curated record. Gene Ontology annotation, biological process: regulation of transcription by RNA polymerase II; embryo development.